AUGCCUACAACCAAGAUUGACUAUAGCGUUGCUCAUAAUAUUCUUAAUGAAAAGACUCUCAACGAAGGUGAGCUGAUAGAGAACGACAAAAUCAUUUCGACACCAUAUGGUUUAUCGAUAUUGGAAAUACAAGGUGAACUAAACCUCCCACAGUCCUUUCCUCAGGCCAAUGAAAACCACAAGCCCGAAUAUUUGGAAAAUUUUGCUCGUGUCAAUGAUAUAUAUGAAGCUGUGAAAUUUGGAAGACUAGAAUUCGACCCUAAGAACCAGUCUAACGUGACGUUGUAUAUUGGGAAAUCGCAGAGAUUGUUAGGAUCAAUGGUUAAUUUAGAGACCCCAUUAGCAGUGCUACGGAUAAAAACUGAGACAAACAAUGAGGACACAGAGCAUGGCUCUCUCGAAGAAAACAAAGACGAGAGUAUAAAAAUCGUGGAUAUUGUAAAGAAGAAGAUAAUUUUUAAACAGAGACCUUUACCUAUCAUGUAA
Debaryomyces hansenii CBS767 is the source of this 486-nucleotide messenger RNA. RefSeq names its product Ctf8p (gene CTF8). Bases 1 to 486 code for a protein of 161 amino acids. NCBI's taxonomy places the organism in Eukaryota, Fungi, Ascomycota, Pichiomycetes, Serinales, Debaryomycetaceae. The transcript has a single exon. Gene Ontology annotation, biological process: mitotic sister chromatid cohesion. The record is from RefSeq and is a predicted model, not a curated record. Gene Ontology annotation, cellular component: Ctf18 RFC-like complex.